UCACUAUAUAACCCUGUACAAGGCGGACGUAAAAGAUCCACUGAAAGAAAAGAAAAGAAGAAAAAAAACUCGAGGGCCACAAGUAAUCAGUUAACAAAAUUACUGUCACUUGUCACCCUCAUUAAAUAAAGUCUUCAAUCAAUCAAUCAAUCAAUCAGUAACCACGAAUAAUAGUUCAAAGUCGAGGCUAGAAAAACUAUACUUUUAUCAUGCGCGGCAACUCCAAUCUCGACUUUGAACUACCAUUCGUGGUCACUGAACGCAACUGUUAAAUGGAGUAUUAACCAACGGAACACAAGACGCGUGAAGCAGUAUUAAUUAUAAACGCGCGAUAUAUUUUAUUUAAAUCAUUGCUGCUGUGGGCUUUUUACCGGGUCCGAGGAACUCUAAGAGGUACGAGAUCGUAGAUCGUAGCCCGUAAUUCACCAUUUUCAAUACAUUGGUUCACUGGUCAAACACAAAGCGCUCAAGCGAGGCGCCAAGGUACUUUCAAAGGAUUGUUCAAAUUUGAACCUUGCAACCCCAACUGCAUGCUUGUGAACCGAUGUAUGGAAAAUAGUGAAUAUUGAAUAAUGAAUAUAUAAUAUGGGGUCUUGCGGAUAGUCAUGAUCGGUCAUGCACUGCCGUAUUAUAUAUAAUACAAAAUAGGCAGUUUCGUACCCAGAGCUCCUCGGUAUCGUUCCUCCCGAGCUCUGUGACCUUAUUACAUAACAAUGUGUUCUUUAUUACAUAGGAAUUUGUUUCUUAAUAUUACAUAGGAAUGUUUUGGAGCCAAUCUGACGAGAUUUCACCUCAGUUUUAAAACGGGCAUACCAGCUCCAAGUCGUGUAGAGAGAAAAAGAACAGCUUAAAAAACACACAUGGGCUUGCUGUGUAUGUAUAAGCCUGGGAACGAGUUUGGGAGAGCUCGGUACGGGAAUGACAGGAAUGAGAAUAAGCGACGAGAAAAGCAAAGAAAGAAAUUUUAAUGAGCUUUAGUCUUACGAAAAAUAAAAUAAAUGGCCCAAAGAUAGAAAUUAAUAAAGGAAAGAUCGAUGGACCAAAACGUCAAGUCCCUUGCAACUCUACAGGAUGUUUUUCGGGGUUCCCUCGAUCCAGAAGUUGUGGAGCUCAUUUUUACCGAAAGCGACUGCGUAGUCAAUGAUGCACUUGAGAAGUUACUAUCUAUAACGAAACCAGUUUCAUCAUCAGACAACUGGAGCCCUGAUUCUGAAAACAAAUCAUCAAGACAAAACUCUGCUGCCAGCAAAGAAGACUUUUCCCCAUGCAAUGAUUGGAGAACUACUGAUAGGAAAACCUCCAAAGGGAAAAAAACAACACACAAAGCUUCUUCUUUCAGAGAUGACAAAAGUAAUUCCUUUAUCAUUGAUGCCACAGAAACACAAAUAUCAGUUGCAGAUUCAUCUGAACAAAAUGGCAAUUCAACAAAAGAAGCUGUAGAACCAAAAGAUUCAUCUUAUCAUAGUACUAAUUCAACAUUAGCCUUGCACAGUGUACAAAGUGGAAUUGAAGUAACUGACCAACCAUUAUCAAAUGAACUUCCACCAUGGCCAGAUUACAAUCCUAUGAAAUCAUUUUCUGGUCAACCCUGUAAUGCUUAUCAAAGAUUCCCCAUUCCCCAUAAUUUUCAAGGUCAAAGAUUUACUGGGGAUACUGGAUAUUUUCAUUAUGUACCACAAAAUGCAAGGACAUACCAUCCUAGGAGUGAUCUUCAUGCUCCAAGUAUUAGAUGUCAGUCAGGUGGCUUUUAUCCUGGACAAGCAUUCUCAAAACAUCGAACAAGAAGUGAAGGACUUUUCUUAUCACAUGGAAAAGUGUUGGUGCUUUUGCGAGGUUUACCAGGAAGCGGCAAGACAACAUUAGCACAAAAACUGAAAGGUGAUGGAGUAAUACUCUCUACAGAUGAUUUCUUCAUAACAAAUGAAAGGUAUCAAUUCGAACAAAAUGACCUAGCCAAGGCACAUGAGUGGAAUCAAAAACGAGCAAAAGAUUCCAUGCAGAGAGGAGUGUCUCCAAUCAUCAUUGAUAACACUAAUAUGCAAGCAUGGGAAAUGAGGCCAUAUGUAUCAAUGGCUAAAAGGUUUGGUUACGAGGUAAUGAUAAAAGAACCAGAUACGCCUUGGAAAUGGAAUACCAAAGAGCUGUUGAAGCGUAAUCGACAUAAUGUCACCUUGUUCAGCAUCCAAAACAUGAAAGAAAGAUAUGAAAAAGAUUUGACGGUGGAAGCAAUUUUGGCCACCAGUUGGGAAAAGCUAGAAAAAGAUAAUCCUAAGAUUGAAACGUGUAAUUCAAAUAAAGACGAGACACGUAAACAUAACAGUGAAUGCAUCAAGCCCACGAGAGUUCCACAAGAAAUGGAAACUUUACGAAGUCAUGGUAGUCGAUCACCCAUACAAGAUAUCGAUUUCUCUCUAUCUGAACUCUCUCAUGCCGACCAAUCUUUAGAAAUAAACAAAAGCUUCAGUAAAGUCAGUAAUGUUAAUAAUGAAGGGGAUUUUGAAGAGACUUUAUUGCCAAAACCACAGCGAACCCCAAAGAGAAGAGAAAGGGCGUCGAAAUCACUUGAAAGAAUGCAAAAUAGCGAAGACGUCAAGGAAAACCCUAACAAAGUCUUGGACUCCAAAGAAGCAAAAAGCGAGAACGCAAGGCCUGUGUCGUUCAUGUCUGAGGAAGAAGAAAGUGUCGACGAUAAUGUACAGAAGUCAAUAGCAGGAGUACUUAAUAGCGAAAAUACCCUUUCUCUUAAGAAGGAGAUGGAAAAUACUGGAUCUUCCCUUCCCAUAAACCCAUUAAUAACUACUGAUGAGUCAAUGACUGUUGAAACAAACACGAAAGAAUUUUGUUCGGAAAACUAUUUUGCUAAAGAGAUUACAAAAAUUGAAAGUGAAAAUGAUACAGAUGAAGAAACGCAUGAAAAAGCAGAACACUACUUAGCCAAAACAAAUGACAGGUAUGAACGUUUUAAAAAUACAGGUACUGAAAAGGAAAACUCACUUGAAAACUUCAAGAAUGAUCUAAGCGAAUCAGAGCUAAGUGGUUUUCAGUUCUUGAAUACUUGUUUUCCUGACAUGGAUAUUCAACUUCUAGUCGAUGUUCUUGCUAACAAACAAGGAGACGUAACCAAGGCUGUAGAAAGUAUUCUUCGCCAUGAAGAUAACAGUUCGGAGGUCGAAAGUCGAAAACACGAUACGUCCAAUAUCAGCUCACCAGGAAAAAAUUCUUUGAAAACAUCUUCCUGUCAAAAAACGUCUGCUUAUACUGCACUUGAUCAAGGUUUGAAGCCACUACAAGGUUACCAUUUCCAAGAAUUUCGGGCAUCAAAACCACUUCCUUCAUUGAAGAGCGCAAAUUAUCUUCCUCAUGUUGGACAAGAUCCCGGUCAUUUUCAAAUGACGUUAGAGCCUGCAGUAGCGAUUCAGUUAUUAGAGUUAUUUGGACCAAUAGAUACUGUCAGUUUGGAAGGUGAUUUUUCGUCCAACGAUUUGAUAGUGCAGGUUGACUCUGAAUUUGCUAAGCUUUUGUAUAACCAGUGGCAAAAAACUAUCCAGAAUAAUAUCAAAGAGAAGUUAUCAUAUACAGAAAAACAGCCUCAUGUAUCAAGAACUGUGAACAAGGAAGAUUCUAGUCAAAGAUUAGAAGACAGCAAAGCAACUGAUCUCAGACAAAUCAUGGACGAACAAAUGGCUGUAGAGCAAAGUCGUCAGGACCAGAAAGAGUCUAGGGAAAACAUGGCUGUUGUUUUGAAACGUCAAAAACUGUACGCUAUGUUUCCUGGUGUUGAUCCUUUAGCUUUAAAGGAAUUGUUUGAGGCAAACAGGUAUGAAUUGCAGCCAACGAUUUCUAUGGUGGAAACAUCUUGCAAUCUUCAAGCUAAGCCGCCUGUAUUCCAAGAAAAGCAAGGCAACUGGAACUCUAGAUCACAUGAUGUAGAUGGUCACGGGGAACUGAAGACAGAAUUUCAAGAAUUACAAGAUCCUGACUACGAAGACUUUCGUGCUGAAGCCAAUACACAUUAUAAACUGAGAGAUGAAUGUUUCAGAAAAGCUGCUUUUGCAUUUUCUAAGAAACAGGGACAAUUAGCCCAAUUCUAUGCCUCACAGGGCCAUAUGCAUACAGAGGAGAUAAGGCAAGCUAACAGAAGAGCAGCCGCUAGAAUUUUGGAACACAAGAAUUCAAAUGGGGACCAAAAUUCUCUUGAUCUUCAUGGACUUCAUGUGGAUGAAGCAUUAAUGGCUCUAGAAGAAAAGCUUAUUUUUUCAGACUGGCCCAAGGACCGCCCAAGAUAUUUAUCAGUGAUAACAGGGCGAGGAAUACAUAGUAAACAAGGAAAAGCAAAAAUCAAACCUGCAGUAUUGGAAUAUCUCCAGCGUAAUAACUAUAGGUUCGAAGAACUACAACCUGGUCUUCUCCGUGUUUUUAUAAAUAGAUGAACACUUGUUACGCUCGAAUGUUUUACUUACCCGCGUGAAACAAUAUUUAACACUUAUUCACUGGGACCUAUAGGAAAGCAGUGUCUCGGCUUUUGUGUUCCCGGGACGGAUUUUUCCCAAUGUUCCAGUAAAUAAGUGUUUAGCUGGAGCAGUUUGGUAUGACUGCGAAAAGGUCGUUGACGUAUGCGUGCCUUACCGCGACCAGGAUGUUUUCUAGAAUUUUGAUUGGCUGAUUUAUUUUCCCGCGCAAUGUGAUUGAGUGCUGUGAUUGGUCUGGCAGUGCCGUCACCUUAGCGUGGCCGUGUGUAUGACCGCGCCGUGUUUCGUGUAUUAUGUUGGAGAGAGAGUAAUGA
Molecule: messenger RNA, 4783 nt
Organism: Actinia tenebrosa (Australian red waratah sea anemone)
Lineage: Eukaryota; Metazoa; Cnidaria; Anthozoa; Actiniaria; Actiniidae
Cellular component (GO): nucleus
Molecular function (GO): endonuclease activity
Source: RefSeq, a predicted model, not a curated record